AAUUGGUAGCAAGCCAGUGAUGCCCAUGUAUGGGUUAAAUAAAUGUAUUUUUGGGAAGAUAUUGAUUAAAAUAGAUUUUAAUUUAGUGAAACAGAUAACAACGAAGAAAACUUUUUUUCAAAAUCGUUGUAAAUAA
Molecule: messenger RNA, 136 nt
Organism: Vairimorpha ceranae
Lineage: Eukaryota; Fungi; Microsporidia; Nosematidae
Exons: 1
Source: RefSeq, a predicted model, not a curated record